CCCUGUCUGUGGCUCUGACGAGGACUAGUCAUCCCCUGUAAAUGGAUACGAUACUGAACUAUAGGUCAGAGGGCACGGAGGACUACUACGCCCUACUGGGAUGCGAUGAGCUCUCCUCGGUAAGCAGGAUUGCGCAUUCUCCCCAGGUUGAGCAAAUCUUGGCAGAAUUUAAGGUCAGAGCUCUGGAAUGUCACCCUGACAAGCAUCCGGAUAACUCCAAAGCUGUGGAGACGUUUCAGAACUUGCAGAAGGCAAAGGAGAUUCUGACCAAUGCAGAGAGCCGAGCCCGCUAUGACCAUUGGCGAAGGAGCCAGAUGUCUAUGCCAUUUGAGCAAUGGGACGCUUUGGCCGACUCAGUGAAAACUUCAAUGCACUGGGCUGUCAGAAGUAAAAAAGACUUGAUGCUGGAAGGAACAGACCAGACUUAUACCAGCACAGUUAAAAACAAGGAACGGAAUGAGCAGAGAGAAAACAAGAAAGGAGAGCCAGAUUCAAGCACAGAGAAAAUGAGGCAAAAGGAAUGUGGAUCCCCAGAGAAGGCCAUCUCCCCACAAAACCCAGGCUCUCCAGGUCUCUCAGAUUUGAACUGUGCCCACCUUCGUUUCCGCUGGUCUGGUGAUGCUCCCUCAGAUCUCCUGAGGAAGUUCCGAAACUAUGAACUCUGAAAUGUUGCUGCUCUGUGACAGAGAGGCAAGGCAGUCGUCUGUGCUGCCAAUGUGCAACUUUUGUACACGUCUUAAAAAUGUGUUUAUGAGUUGCUCAGGACGGUCAGAUCCUCCAUCCUUGAACCCAUUCUCAGAUGUGUUUUAUUUUAUUUUGUGCUGAGGAUUGAACCCAGGAUCCCCUGUACUCUCUGUACCAUUGACUCUUACCCACUGCCCUGAAUAUGUUGUGUAAGUGAGAAAAUUGUUAUAAACCUAGUUUCUUUCAAUUUUUGAGUAAACUCAGACUCUUAGAUCCAAGUGGUUUGUGUUAUAUGUGUCUUCCUACUAAUGUUGUUUGUAGAUAUCUGUUAAAAAUCAUUCCCUGUUGGUGUACUGUGAUCUCUAGCCAUGCUAGACAUAUGAAAUGUCUUGUGGAUUUUGGCUUAAAAUGAAAUAUAGAAAUGAUUUGUCUGAAUUUCGUAGACUGAAAUAAACAAUUUCCCCAAAGUUCAUAAA
Phodopus roborovskii (desert hamster) is the source of this 1160-nucleotide messenger RNA. It is a transcript of the gene Dnajc12, whose product is annotated as DnaJ heat shock protein family (Hsp40) member C12. Gene Ontology annotation, cellular component: cytoplasm. The transcript has 5 exons. Lineage: Eukaryota; Metazoa; Chordata; Mammalia; Rodentia; Cricetidae. The record is from RefSeq and is a predicted model, not a curated record. Bases 42 to 665 code for a protein of 207 amino acids.